Molecule: messenger RNA, 781 nt
Organism: Trichoderma harzianum CBS 226.95
Lineage: Eukaryota; Fungi; Ascomycota; Sordariomycetes; Hypocreales; Hypocreaceae
Exons: 2
Coding region: 166-681 (171 amino acids)
Source: RefSeq, a predicted model, not a curated record
CCCAAAAAAAAGAACGCCACAUUCUCCUCUCCUCCCAUGCUUCUCCUCUUCUUCUCCUUUCGACCAAUUAUACGCGUUUCUGGCCUCGAAGAUGCCGAGGCUCGCCAUCUUCCCCGGUCCCAUCUACCCGCCCUUCCCCAGAGCUAAGCUAAUUUCAACAACGACAUGCUCUUGGUUUUCAGCUCAGGCGAUAUUUACUCCAGACUUUUGGCAUGCGAGAUGCUGCUGGUUUUCCUGCUUCGCAAGGUUCGUGUCUUUCCGGCAAGUCCGGGCUGCGACUAUUUAUUCUUGGCAUCCAGUCACCAGUCUUUCUUAUACCAAUUCCAUCUGCGAUUCGGUCGAGCUGGCGUUUUGAGGCUUGGUGACGCGGCGCCUCAUCACUCGACUUGCUCCGUCCAUCUCCUUUGUCCCCUCAUCCUGACAUCUUCUUCCUCGGGCAUCAACCGAUCGAGCAGCAAACUGUCCAAUGAAGAACGCUUCAUUAUCUACUAUUGCCACUUCGAAAGUGGUACUAAAUCCAAUACAAUCCAAUCAACCCAAGCCAAACAAGCCAAGCCCAGUCAAACCCGAUUCCUUCCAUUCACCAUGAUACGCGAUGCCUCGGCAAUUCAUAGUUCAUCCAAGGCAAAGUCCCUCCUCAAACUCCGCACCAUCAGAAGACGCCCAAAAGUCUGCAGUUAAUCGUCUUGAUUAUCCUGCCCCAUUGGUUAUCCAAGAAAGAAAAGAUAAAUCCGUGCCAGAAAACAUACCAUACUAACGCUAAUAAAAACCACAAACAUCG